Messenger RNA from Echinostoma caproni, 1710 nucleotides. NCBI's taxonomy places the organism in Eukaryota, Metazoa, Platyhelminthes, Trematoda, Plagiorchiida, Echinostomatidae. The record is from the annotation of a GenBank genome assembly.
AUUGAUCGAUUCGAUUUGGAGAAGAGCUUUUUAACUUUUGAAUCGCGGUUCGAAUGUGGUAACUUGCGCAAAGCGAUUCAGGUGCGUCAGUUCGAAUAUGAUCUCAUCUUGAGUCCGGAUAUCAACACGGUCUCCAACUUACAAUGGUUCUAUUUCCGCGUUGCCAAUGUGGAAUCCGGUGUAGAUUACCGUUUCAACAUCAUAAACUGCGAGAAACCGGGGAGUCAGUACACCUCUGGCAUGCAACCGUUACUGUUCUCGGUUCGAGAAGCUCUCGAGGGUCGACCCUAUUGGAUACGCGCGGGGACUCGAGUAAAUUACUAUCGAAACCAUUUUAACCGACUUUCAGUAGGAAAAAGCUCCGCGGAUGGUGCUACCUACUACACGGCCACAUUUCAAAUCCGCUUCCCGCAUACCGGUGAUGUGUGCUAUUUAGCCUAUCACUACCCGUACACCUAUACUCGACUACUGACAGACAUUGCUCGUUGGCAGGAGCAGGCAAACGGAUCACACUCCGAUCCGGUCUAUUUCCGUGUUCAAUCGUUGACUACAUCUGUGCUGGAAAACCCGGUCCCCGUACUGACAAUCACCUCAGCACGAACUAAUGAAGAAUCCCGACAACAGGCCUCACCGGAUAGUGUGACCACCGCGAAACCCCAAUACCGUCCGUAUAUUUUUCUCACCGCACGCGUUCACUCGGGCGAGGCGAACUCGAGUUGGGUGAUCCAGGGAUUGCUUGAUCAUCUGCUCUCGGAUCAUCCCAGCGCAGUUCAGGCACGCCAGCAAUUUAUCUUCAAAAUCGUGCCCAUGCUGAAUCCGGAUGGUGUGAUUUGUGGCAAUCAUCGUUGUUCCAUGGCCGGGAAAGAUUUGAAUAGACGAUGGAGCAAUCCAUCCCUGUUCAAUCAUCCGACAAUUUAUCACACGAAGAAACUUUUACACUUGCUUCACGCCUGUGAUCGGUCUCCGUUUAUAUUCAUCGAUUUUCAUGGACAUUCACGAAUGAAGAACAUCUUUCUUUACGGCUGUAGCCCUUUCGAAUCUUGGAAAAAUCCGGAUACAGAUAAUCCAACAUAUCGAGGGCCAGGACUGGGUGAAGAUCCAUCCUACAGGCAUCUGGCUAGUAUUCUAGACGAAAUAGCGCCAGCUUUUGCGAAGCGAUCUUGUCUAUAUGUGGUGAACAAAUCCAAAGAGACCACCGCCCGUGUGGCUGUUUGGCGGGAGUUCGGUGUUGUCCGAUCUUACACGAUCGAGGCGUCUUAUUGCGGAGUUACUCGGUUCGCCGGACAACCAGCGGACUCGAACAGUUCAGACAAAACGGCUCCAUUUGUGGACGGUCACCAGAUGAAUCCAUUUCAUUUGAAAUCUUUCGGAGCACAACUAAUCGAUGCGUUUAUACGUCUGCCCAGUCAUACUGAUCGUCUCGCGAUUCGGGAUUUAAUGACCAACGUGCCAGAUGCACCAGCUCAAUUUAUUCUCGAAGGCGGUCCGGAAUUUACCGGAGAGCCCUCCGAUAUCUCUUUCGCACAACCGCCUUUGUGCAGUAGUUUACACUCACGACCCGGAUCCCCAUCGAUCGAUUCCGCAUGCUCGUUACCGUCAACUAUUUCUCCCGGAUCCUCGGCUCACUCCCUCAGUAGUCACUCCUCAUUAUCCGCACGCUUAUCACGAUCAACUUCCAGUCGUUCGUCUAUCUCAUUAACUGAUGGAUGA